This is a messenger RNA of Cuscuta campestris, 1170 nucleotides long. Lineage: Eukaryota; Viridiplantae; Streptophyta; Magnoliopsida; Solanales; Convolvulaceae. The record is from the annotation of a GenBank genome assembly.
AUAAAUUUAAUGCCACGGAGUAUUUUAAAGCCAUUCUACAUCAGCUAAAUAUUAAAAAUAUGGGGUAAACUUACAUUGGACAUAAGUUUUAUAUGCUAUGCUUGUAAAACUGGUGACAAAGGUGAAUCAUAACUUCAGUGUGCAUGCAUGAGUUUAUGGACUUUCUGUGGGCGUUUUGCAUGCUAUAAAUGUGAUUCCUCUCCAAGUCUCUCCCUUAUUCCAGCAGUGAACUUUCAAAACUUUCUCAUUCGAUUUGAGCUUUUACUUGUCAAACUUACAUCCAUGGCAGACUUGUCUCGUUUCUUCCCCAUUUUCACUCUGCUCCUUCUUCAACUCUCGAGUUCAGGCAUUAUGACAAGGCUUGCAAAUGCACAAGCACCUGGACAGGGUUCUUGGUGCCUUCCAAGGCCUUCGACGAGUGACCGAGAGCUCAUGGCCAACCUCAUCUAUGCUUGUAAUGUGGUGAACUGCACUGCAACCCAACAGGGUGGCCCUUGCUUCUACCCCGAUACUCUAAUCAACCAUGCAUCUUUCGCCAUGAAUCUCUACUACCAGAAAUCAGGGGCAAACUACUGGAACUGUGAUUUCAGAAAAACAGCAGUUAUUGCAGUCACUGAUCCAAGCUAUGGGGAGUGCAUAUUUGAAAUAUCAACUUUAAAAAAAGAUGAGCCCAUUCUCGAGGACACCCUCAAAUCUGUGAAAGAGAGAGAGAGAGAGAGAAAUUCCAUUCCGUUCCAUUCCAUUCCACGAAACCUCCCGAAUGUUGAAGAAGACGGGGCACUGGUUCACCUUCAAGCGGCUGACCGCGAGGCGCUCGACCGGCGGAGAUGGCCGCAGCGCGGGGCUGCGGUGGCGGCUGAAGACCGCGAGGCGGCCGUCGAGGUUCCUGAAUUGGUUCCUGGACGGGGUUCUGUUCAGGUUCGUUUCGUUCGUGGAGGCCGUCGUUCUGGUGUCCAGGCUCGCCUUCUUCUUCCUCUGCUGCGGAUGCCGCUUCUGAUCAAUUUCACUACUGACACGAUUCCUCUUUGAAUUUCACUGUAUUCCUCUGAUUUUCCCCAUUUUAUUUAUUUAUUUUUUUUGUUUCGUAAUUAGUGUCAAUUUGCUGGCAACUUCGGUCGAUUGUGAUCUCUUUUUUUGUGUGUAAAUAUAUAAUUAAGCUAAUUUUGAUAU